CCAGCUGCAUUCCGCAGCAGUUCUCCUCAGCAGCUUUUCCACUGCCAACUGUGGUUUCUCUCUCACCUGGAGUCCCUGCACACAGCCAGGGCUGACCACUUCCCACACAAAGUUCAGGCUGCCUGCAACCUGUGACACCUCUGAGGACCGAUCGCAGACUGCACAUUGGAUCAAGACUGGAGGAAACAUGCUUGUGUCUGCAGCACUCGUCAUCACCAUCGCGUGUUCCUGCUCACUCCAUCCUGUGUUCGGACAGGAGUGCCCCAGCAGGCAGGAGAUACAGGGCUCUCUGAAGCAGGUCCAGAAGCUUCUCUCAGCACACGAGGCCUCGUACCUGCAGAGUCUACGCAACCUGAAGAAGAAAAUAAACUUACUGCAGAGCAGUGCAGGGAGGCAGACGACGAAAGCCAUCAACAGCACCUGCACAAAACUGGACGCACCGAUGAACGGAAGGAAACUUGGAAAGUCGCACAGCGUGAGCCAUGAGGUCCACUUCCUGUGUGACCCUGGCUAUGAGCUGGUGGGCUCAGAGAGCAGGGUUUGUCAGGAGAGCCUGACCUGGGGUGGCCAGCAGCCGACCUGCCGAGACAUCAAUGAGUGUGCGUCCUCUCCGUGCCUGAAUGGCGGGACGUGUGUGGACGAGAUGAACCAGUUCUCUUGUGUCUGUGCCAAAGGCUGGGCCGGAGCUACCUGUCAGAGCCCCUUGCCAACAUUCUUUGUUACCAUGACAAACACAUCUGCUGCCACCUCUGCAGCCACCGGUGGAGCUGCUGCUGCUGCCACCCUGCCAGCUGCCACCACCGGGCCCUUUGUCCGUCCAUCACGUUGCUCUAUAGUGCAGGGGACCACCCACUGUACCUGUGAGGCUGGAUACACCAUCUCUGGCCGGGACAGCAACAUCUGCACUGAUAUAGAUGAAUGUGAGCUGUUCCAUAAUGGCCAGGCGGGGAAACUGUGUUUACAUGCUUGCAUUAACACCCCUGGAGGCUACCGCUGCACCUGUCCUGCUGGAUAUAAUACGACCCGCGACGGACGCAGCUGCAGAGACAUCGAUGAGUGUGCCACCAGACAAAACAACUGCACCAAGGACCAGAUGUGCAUUAAUACAUAUGGUGGUUUCCAGUGUGUCCAUGUGGACUGCCCCAAAAUCCCUAAUGCUGCAUAUGUCAAGACGUCGCCUAUGCGUUGUGAACGUAACCCCUGUCCUCUGGACAACAAGGCGUGUUCUCAGACCCCAAAUUCCUUCUCCUACCAUUACAUGGCUGUCUCAUCCAACCUGUCAGCUCCUCGCGUCAUGUUCAGGGUCUCAGCUUUGCGUCCGAUGGGCGACACGCUUCGCUUCUCCCUGCUGGGGGGGAGGUUAGCUCGGCGCCACUUCACAGUCCAGCGUUCAGACCGUCUGACAGGUCAGCUGAUGCUGGUGAGCCCCAUUCAGGGGCCUGCCACUCUGGAAGCGGAGGUGGAGAUGAGCGAGCUGGAGAGACGUGUCCAGCUCGGGAAGUACAUCACCAAAAUCACCCUGUUUGUUUCCCAAUAUGAGUUCUAGAGACAGAAGGUGGAAACAAUCUUAGAGCACAAAAGACAAACUAAAGUCCGGUUUGGAUUUAGCUAAGGAUCAUUUGGCCAUUGAUGAGUGAUGAUACGGUGACCAUCUUAAAAAUCCCCUGUACUGUUGGUGAAAGAGCUGUAACAGCCAGGUAGUAAAACAUGAAGUGGUGGCAGAACAAGGUGUGUGGCACUGCUGCAUGUAAUAAAUGUUUCAGAAUGUUUGCUUUUCAGAGACACUGGUGUCCAGCUACAGACAGAAAUGCAAAUGACUUCAGUAUAAGAACAUGAGCUUUGUUUGGAAUAAUAAGAAUUUCCUCUAAAUCUAUUGCAAAAAGACAGAAAUGAGUGUAGGAGAUUUGAAGGACGAAUGACACAAUGUAGACAACAAACCAGCACUAAACUGAAGGACACAAACAAACUGAUCCAGGAAAUAUGUGGAAGGUUCACCCUGAAAGAAAGUGCUGCUUUUUAAUGACUUUUAAAAGGGUUUACAUAUGUGCGCUGUAUAUUGGACACGUAAUCAUGAUGUGUUAUAACUUUGUAAUCCUUUCUGCUUCCAUGUUUCAUCCUGGUUUUAUUGCAGUUCAUUUUCCAACGCAACCAUUAAAGCACCAUGUGAACAUAAA
Messenger RNA from Pleuronectes platessa (European plaice), 2174 nucleotides. Its product is annotated as fibulin-7. The record is from RefSeq and is a predicted model, not a curated record. Gene Ontology annotation, molecular function: calcium ion binding. NCBI's taxonomy places the organism in Eukaryota, Metazoa, Chordata, Actinopteri, Pleuronectiformes, Pleuronectidae. Bases 188 to 1546 code for a protein of 452 amino acids. The transcript is spliced from 8 exons.